This is a messenger RNA of Lynx canadensis (Canada lynx), 1887 nucleotides long. It is a transcript of the gene CARD19, whose product is annotated as caspase recruitment domain family member 19. NCBI's taxonomy places the organism in Eukaryota, Metazoa, Chordata, Mammalia, Carnivora, Felidae. The record is from RefSeq and is a predicted model, not a curated record. The transcript is spliced from 4 exons. Gene Ontology annotation, cellular component: mitochondrion. The coding region runs from base 468 to 1229 and encodes 253 amino acids.
AAAUAUGUAUUUCUUACUGUAAAUCACAAUAUCACAUUCAACAUCAUGUCCUCAAGGCUCAUCCAUGUUGCAGUAGGUGUCAGAAUUUCCUUCCUUUUUAAGCCUGAACCCACUGUCUGGACACAGCAUAUAUACUAACCCGUUCCUCCGCUCACGCAGACUGGCUGGCUUCUGCCUCUUGGCUACCGUGAAUAAUGCUGCUCUGAACACGAGUGUGCACACGUCUCUUGGAGACCCUACUGUUAAUUCUUUCGUGUGUACAGAGGCUGUUUUCAAACAUAUCAGUCAGAGAUCACCACGCCCUCGUCUCAGCGCAUAACCUCAAAUACUGGGCCCUGGCUGCCUGGCCUGCGAGACUCCGCAUGACGCCCCGGUCACCUCCCGACCUCACUGCUAUUGCAGAGUCCAGUCCAGCCGCCCAGACUGUCUCUCAAGCCUAGAAAGGUGGUCUGUGCUUGGGCUCCUGCAUGAUACUGUUCCCCAGCCAUCGUGUGGAGUUCUGCUUCCCUUUGGCCGGGCGUCUGCUUGGAUGUCUGGUGCAUUCCGUGUAUAACUGCCCGGCUGAUCCCUCCUGGCUACUGGACACCCACCGGCCUUUAUCCCAGGCUUGUCCUUGUUCCUCCUACAGACUGACCUGCGUGACCUUGGAGCAGACCUACUGUGACCGCCUGGUCCAGGACGCGCCUUUCCUGAUGGGCCACGGACGCCUCAGUGAGCAGCAGGUGGACAGGAUCAUCCUCCAGCUGAACCGCUACUACCCCCAGAUCCUCAGCAACAGUGAUGCAGAGAAGUUCCGGAAUCCCAAGGCGUCCCUGCGAGUGCGGCUCUGUGACCUGCUGGGCCACCUACAGCGGAGCGGCGAGCGGGACUGCCAGGAGUUCUACCGGGCCCUGUACAUCCACGCGCAGCCCCUGCACAGCCGCCUGCCCAGCCGGCUGGCCCUGCGUAAGUGUGCCCCCCGCGCCCCCAGACAGGAGCAAGCUGUCGGAUGCGGACACUGCCGCAUCUCGCGUGCCUGCUGUUACACAGGAGGAGGCGUCUGGCGGGUGUGGCUCCGCCCUCCCUCCAGCCUGGUGCCCUGGGGCCCGUCACCUGCGGGCUGGGGGCCGCUCACGGCUGUGCCGGCCUUGAAUAUCUGUGCCCCCGUGGCAGAAACUGUGGUCGUGCCCACAACUGAGGGUGCCCUGGCCGGGGGUGGGGGGAUCCCCAUAAUGUGGGCGUUUCUGUAGAACAAUGUCAGGCACGGUGGCUGGUCUGAGGCAUGCGCGCUUUGGUUUCAAGGGUUUUGCCCGAGAGCUCAAGAGGCACGUGAGUCCCGAGGGACCCUCUGAGCUGCGCGUGGGGAUGGAGGAGACACAGGCGGGGAUGGCAGUCCAGGCCUGAGACCUCUGUGCCCUGGUCCCCUGGCGGAGGGGCCGGUGUCCCUCGAUCUUCUGAUGGGAAGCCGGAGGCCUGAGGGACAGGGUGGCUCACCCUGACUGCUCAGCUGGGACCCCGGGGCAGGUGUCCCUGACCUGAGGAUGAGCUCUGGUCCAGGACCCGUGUGUCACACCAGCCACCGGGGGGCCCCACAGUCUGGCUGGGCAUCAAGCACCUUCCAGGCUCCUGGGCCACCAGCAGGUGGCCGGUUGGGGAGGUCUGGGAGAGAGUGUGCCCUGUCCUCGUAUGGACAGCACCAGACUUGGGAUGCUACGCUCGGUGCCUGCCUCCACACAGAGCGAUGCCCCCUACCCAUGGCCCUCGGGGUCUCAGGAUGUGGACAGAAGGAGAUCCAAAACUCAGGGUUCUGUGACGCUGAUCCCACGGUUCCCUCCCUGGUGCUCGUUCUGCCACGCCUGGCCCAGAAGGCUGGGUGGGUGUGUGUACAGCCUGGUCCGGCCCAGCCUA